Leptinotarsa decemlineata (Colorado potato beetle) is the source of this 590-nucleotide messenger RNA. RefSeq names its product inositol 1,4,5-trisphosphate receptor-like. NCBI's taxonomy places the organism in Eukaryota, Metazoa, Arthropoda, Insecta, Coleoptera, Chrysomelidae. The record is from RefSeq and is a predicted model, not a curated record.
UUGCGGAAUAUGAAAAUGCGUACAAAAACAGGUGAACAGUUAUUCGAUGUAGUUUAUCGAGAAGAAACUCUGCUGAACGUGAUUCGAUCAGUUACUAGAAACGGAAGAUCUAUCAUACUAACAGCAGUUUUAGCUUUGAUUUUGGUUUAUAUGUUUUCGAUUAUUGGGUACAUGUUCUUCAAAAACGACUUCAUUGUCAGUGUUAACAGAAAAGAUGAAUCAUGUGAAUCUAUAUCAGAAAUGACCGGUAAGUUUUAUAAGGAAGUUGAAAGUGGGAAUCAUUGUGAGCUAGUGGACGAUGGUGAAGAGAUAAAAGAAAGGGCCUGUGAUUCUUUGCGAAUGUGCAUAAUAACUACAUUAAACCAAGGCUUGAGAAAUGGCGGUGGAAUCGGUGAUAUACUGAGAGCUCCCAGUAAUGAGGAAACCCUUUUCGUAGCUAGAGUUGUAUAUGACUUACUUUUCUUCUUUGUUGUUAUCAUAAUUGUUCUCAAUUUGAUAUUUGGAGUUAUCAUUGACACGUUUGCUGAUUUGAGAUCUGAGAAACAAGAAAAGGAGUUGAAUCUGAAGAAUACUUGUUUCAUUUGUGGUAU